Messenger RNA from Penicillium argentinense, 219 nucleotides. RefSeq lists its product as uncharacterized. The record is from RefSeq and is a predicted model, not a curated record. Bases 1 to 219 code for a protein of 72 amino acids. The transcript has a single exon. NCBI's taxonomy places the organism in Eukaryota, Fungi, Ascomycota, Eurotiomycetes, Eurotiales, Aspergillaceae.
AUGGCGUGGUGGUGCCGGGAUCCAGCGAUGGGCGCGAAUUGGGAUGUGGUGCUUUACGGGGUCAAGAUCGCAGUCCAGGGCAAAAUUUCUGCGGAGUUGUGCAGCGAAGAGGACCGCACUGCUGAGGGCUCCGUUUGGUUCUGGUGGACGAGUGGGCCGAGAGUCGCCAUUCUGGGCCGUCGCCAGCCAAUGCGAGCGCCAUCCACAGCCCCGAUGUGA